Molecule: messenger RNA, 732 nt
Organism: Phytophthora infestans T30-4
Lineage: Eukaryota; Oomycota; Peronosporomycetes; Peronosporales; Peronosporaceae
Exons: 3
Coding region: 1-732 (243 amino acids)
Source: RefSeq, a predicted model, not a curated record
AUGCCUACAUGUGACGAGGGUAAUGAACACAGCAGCACACAGUACAUCGAGGCUGUGACCCAAUUUUGCCCCGGAAUCAAGUACAUUGACGGCUUAAAGCAAACCCUAGUGGAUGGCCAAGAAGAAUGCCCCGAUAUGUGGUCAAUCUCGCUGAAAACAUGGCAGGAUUUUAACGCCUCUUGCACAGCACUGAUAGCCUUCAACUGGACGCUCGUACCCUUCGGCGAUCCAUUCUUUCGUGUGUUUGGGGAGCACGUGAAACCCCAACUGACGUCACUGUCACUUACCGCAAAUAUGCGCUGGAGCUACGAGCGCUAUCGCCGCCAUUAUCCUGGCUCUGCAACGAGAGAGGACGAGUGGGAUACCCAUCCAGACUACGGCCACGAGAGUAACAGACGAGCCAAGUUUUACCGAGAAAUUGUAACAUUCCUUAAGCUACUCGCAGAGACAAGUGAGGAAGAAUUGGGCGUGGCGUUGAACCCCGUUUUGAUUCUUACCAACCCGUACAACUCCAAAGUGAGACAGGAUUGGUGUGAGGAAUACAUGCGCGAUGAACUAUUGCCGCUGUUAAGGACUGUUGCUGAAAAUCAUCCGUCGCUGACAAUCCAAGUGCCGAUUGCUGGACGCAGCGGUCACACGUUCUCUCGAAUCAGCAGACUUUGUCUCGGUUGGGGACGAGCUAAAAGCAGCGUCAAUUUCGCAGACGAAAGCGAGGCUAUGAUCGCAGAUUAG